CUGAGUCUGGGCUCCGCUGGCUGGUGGAUGUGCGGAGCUGCUGUUUACCGCAACAAAGAAAGCGUCGCUACACCGCGAAAACAUUUCUAACAGCGCCGGAGGAGAGUCGCUGUCAGCUGCAAGAAGACAGGAGAGUCCCCCGGUCCUUGUUAUUCCACAGAGAAAUCCUCCGAGAAGAAGUGUCGGCGGGGGACGAGUUGUGUUCGACCUAACCGUGAACACCGCUGACACCCACCUGAGGGAGACGCUGCCUAAGAUCUCAAGGCUGCUUGGUCGUGGUCUUUCUGACUGAAGUGGAACUGAAACUGGAGUGGGCUGAAAGUCUGUCCGGAGCUGCGACUUGUCAGCGGAGAACGUCGUGACGGUGCUGCCUUGGAAACACUCGCCGGAGUUGGCGCACAAGACUGACAUCAGCUCUGUUUUUAUGGAGACAUUUGUGGCAUGAAACCAGAUCACAUACAUCUGUCAUUCAUCACCUCCUCCUCCUUCAUCUCCCUCCAUCACUCUCCAGUUAGGAACUCUCACCCCGUCUGUGCUGCAUUGAUGAGGUAACGUCGAGCUCCGCUCCACGCAGCACCCACCUGCACAAACGCCACCUUCCCCCAUUUCCUUCCCCUUCCUUCUGUCAACCCCUCCACCGUAGCCAUGGGCCAGAAGAUCUCUGGCGGCAUUAAAUCAGUCGAUGGUCGUGGGGAAACUGGUGGCUCACCAUCCUAUCGACCUACAGCUCAUCGCCGGCAGCAUCCGGAGCUGAGGGGUCCAGAUUUCUCCAAACCUCCCAGACUGGAUCUCCUACUAGACAUGCCAUGUGCUGGACUGGAGACCCAGCUACGGCAUGCGUGGAAUGCAGAUGACCGCUCGCUCAACAUCUUUAUCAAAGAGGACGAUAAGUUGACGUUUCACCGCCACCCGGUCGCUCAGAGCACAGAUUGCAUCCGGGGGCGGGUCGGAUACACUCGGGGUCUCCAUGUGUGGAAGAUCCACUGGCCUGCAAGGCAGCGAGGCACCCACGCUGUGGUUGGGGUGGCCACGUCUGACGCUCCUUUACAUUCUGUUGGGUACACAGCCUUAGUGGGAUCGGACUGUGAGUCCUGGGGCUGGGAUCUGGGAAGAAAUAGGCUCUACCAUGACAGUAAGAACCGGGCCCACAGCUCGCUGCCUUCUUACCCCUGUUUCCUUGAGCCGGAGGAGUCGUUCACCUUGCCGGACUCUCUGCUAGUGAUACUGGACAUGGACGAGGGGACACUAAGCUUUAUGGUGGAUGGACAGUAUCUAGGAGUGGCAUUUAGAGGGCUAAAAGGAAAGAAGCUCUAUCCCAUCGUCAGCGCUGUGUGGGGACAUUGUGAGAUAUCCAUGAGGUACAUCAACGGCUUGGAUCCUGAGCCUCUUCCUCUGAUGGAUUUGUGUCGUCGUGCGGCCCGCCUGGCGUUGGGUCGGGAUCGGCUUCAGGAGAUCGAGAGCCUCCCUCUGCCCCAGUCCCUUAAAAAUUACCUCCAAUACCAGUGACUGACACCAGCAGAGCCAACUGGGAACGCAAGGACACACAACAGACCACCAGAAAGUCUAAAGAAGGAUGGAUGAAAGAAUUAAUUUAAGGAUGCAAAGAGAGGACAGCUGAUGGAGGAAUGUCCACACUGGGAGCUCCGCGGCUCACAUGGAUUUAUAUACGGACAAAUAGGAAUAUGGUGGGAGUUCAGGCUUUCACAUAAAGACAGGACAGCACCAGCUUCUUUUGGAUUUCGAGCUGCUUUUUCAUUCUUUUAGGACUUGAAAUAAAUUAUUAAUGAUGGUAUCCCAUCAGUGUCUCACUCAUCCAGAAUGAAUCCUCUAAUGGCACAGUGUGGCUAAGUGGCGACAGACUAGUAAGACGACCACCGCCAUCUAGUGACGAGAAUAAAAACGGCGCAGAGAAAGCACACUAACCCCAUCCAUGGAGGCCUUUCUGACAUGCAGUCAGUGACCAUAUCAUUGCUGUUGGAUAACGUAGUGUGUGCUCAUGAAUUCCACUGGCACAGGUGACAGCCUGCAGAGUCUACAUGUCCAAGAGGAUUUUAGCACUAAUGAUGUGUUAAUGUGGUCGAUCCGGGGCCCGACCCAAAGCUCACACUGCAUAAAAAGAAGAUCGACACAUGGCUGUAAGGUGAACGUAAACAGGAAAUCAGCAUGCCAAACUUACCUCCCGGCUUUAUGCAAACAUUUGCUGACAGCUUAGUCCUUUUCAGACAUGUAACAUCUUCAUCUGUUUGCUGGCUUUUGGAAACUCAAACUUCAGAUAUUUAUAUUGGCUUUACUCACAUUGCUUGCGUGGUAUUUGGCACCGGGUGCAGUAGUGAGUUAAAGUCACGAUACAAAGCAAAAAGAAAAAGAGUGCAACUGUAAUUAAAUUAAUUUUUGUAACGUCUUAAUUGCUGAUCAGUGUCACUGGAAGAGUUCUCACUCAUCCAUUUCAAAAUUGUGCACAAACAGUGCACAAGUAAUUUGUCGUCCAUGUCUUAUCUUUUGGUUUCAAAUCUUUCACCUUUUCUGUAACAUGAAAUCAGAGCAGUGUGAGUUUAGUUUUAUCAAAUGUAACUGACAAUAAUUGAACAACUUAAAAACUUAUUAGAUUUUACCAACAAUCAGGAUCACACAGCUCAAGAGUAGCAUUACAGUCAGAUGAGCACUCAGAAGGAGAAAUAUGAAAAUCUCUAAUGUGAAGCGGAGCUGAACAAUUAAUUUGUUUCAAAUCGCAAUUUGAAGCCACAUGACUAGCAGAUUGCAAAGCUGCAAUUUAGGAUCAUUUUUGCAGCACAUCUGACCCAAAGUUUAAACUGUUAGUGGUUUUUAAAAUGUACACCGUGCUCCUUGUCUGAAAGUGAGAAAAAUUUCUCAUGUUUCAAAGCUCCAUCACAAGUUUGAAAUGUCUUACACAGUGAAUACUGAAUUGAAGUCACAAAUGAAAUAUUUUAGAAAAAUUGCUCCACCGUUAUGUGAAAAGUGUUCUAUGUUCAGAAGGAAAUAUUGUGCAAAUAAGAAAGAUAAAAGUCAAACAUGGUACUGGAGUUAAAGUGAUUCAGAUUUGUGCUGUGUAGAAAGCAUGGAAGUGGAAAUGUUACUCAUUCUUGCCAUCAUGACUUUUACAUAAUAAGUUGCAUGUCUGCAAGAGGCUUUAUUUAAAAAGGACCAGACAGGACAAACCUGCUCGUUGUUGAAAGUACAGUUUUUAUUGUACUGGGACCGAUUGUCACAGGACACUAAAUCUUAUGAUGUCAAAUCACAACCAAAGUAUUUCAUACUAAGCUGUGGAGUGGACUAAUGUGUCUCGGAGCUGUAGGUCGUGGCCCAACAUGAAUCUAGUGCUGACUGCUGUUGGCAUGAAGAGACACCUGCUGUUGUUUGUAGCACCCUGCUGUAGCUCACUGGUAGCAGACAGUUUCUGUCUGCUGUCUGCACAACUGUCUUAAUGACCACAAACUAACAGGACCAGAGCAGAUCCAGCCUCACUGGAUCUAAAGUAUAGACUGUAGCGAGACGUAGGAAUAUUACUGCUACUGUAGCAGCACAGCUGAUGUAUUGCUGACUCAGAAUAGGAUACAGAUGACCAAUGCACAACCACAUAUACACACACUGAAGACCAAUCAUGUUUUCUUUCCUAAAAAAAAGGCUUGAGUCACUUUUUUUUUUACUUCUGAGUUUGUAUACUCCAUUAUUAAUAUUAUUAUUGUUAUUCUUAUUUUUGUGAGUGUGGGGCCUGGUUUUGAUGAUGGUAGGAUGAUGAUGAUGAUGAUGAUGAUGAUGAUGAUGUUUAUUUAUCACAAGCUAGUUCUAUGUUUGUUUUGUUAAACUGAUCGUUGAUGGUUACAUUCAGGUAAAUUUAAUACAAAGAUACUGGUGACGAAGGGAGAGAGAAAUCGAACCUUGUUUCUUCAAUGCUGCUUUUAUUAUUAUUAUUAUUAUUAUUAUUAUUAUUAUUAUUAUUAUUAUUAUUAUUAUUAUUAUUAUUAUUAUUAUUAUUAUUAUCAAUGGUGGUUAUCUUACCCCCGUUUGUCUGAGUUGGGAUGGGGAGAAAAGAACCAUUUCAGAAAAGUAGUAGAAUGUAUGGACAGACGGUGCAUUUGAGAUGUCAGCAGACAUGAAAUGUGAAUAAAAGCCAAGUGAAUUUGAA
Messenger RNA from Amphiprion ocellaris (clown anemonefish), 4144 nucleotides. RefSeq names its product SPRY domain-containing SOCS box protein 4-like. Gene Ontology annotation, cellular component: SCF ubiquitin ligase complex. Gene Ontology annotation, biological process: proteasome-mediated ubiquitin-dependent protein catabolic process. Bases 646 to 1506 code for a protein of 286 amino acids. The record is from RefSeq and is a predicted model, not a curated record. NCBI's taxonomy places the organism in Eukaryota, Metazoa, Chordata, Actinopteri, Pomacentridae. Gene Ontology annotation, molecular function: protein binding. The transcript is spliced from 5 exons.